AAGUAAAAAUUAUUGAUAUUUGAUUGUAGUAUUGACAAAUGAUACACAGUAUACAAAGCAGUGGUUCAUAUAGAGAUCGUAGUGGAUGUUGUCUGACGUACAUUAGUUUAAUAAUUUAACUGUAGUUUCAUUAAUAACGUCGUGAACUGUGAGUUCGUGUAGUGUGAAGCCUCCAAAAUCUUCCGACUGUACGCCUGUAUUCUGAGAUAGUAAUUACUUGAGAAAAAUAAAAACUCUUCGGCCGUUUGUGUUAACAACAAAAGCAACAAAAAUGCCUUAUGUAGCAACAUUUGUAACAGCUAAAUCAAGUGGACAAACUCAAAUGCAUCAACAAAGUGUAGCCCUAAAUAAUUUGCCGCCACCAAUCCAAUACACUCAGUCACAAGUCCAAAAUCCAGUUUCUCAGUUUUCAGAAGUAUCUGCAGUGAAAGAUAAGAAUAAUAUGAUUAAAAACAAGGAUGAUCAAUGUGUGGAUGAAUCAACAUCUGAAAAAACAGAAGUCAAAUGGCCAACCAAACGUAAAAUUAAUAAGAAAGAACAAAAAAAGCGACUCAAUGCCCGAAUGCGACGUUUAGUAUGUCCCAAGAGUCCAUUAAUGGUAUUUUCUGAAUUGUACAAAGAUGUACCAAUUAAAUUAGAAGAUCGUCUACACAACAAUAAUUUUGUGGUUUUUACUGCUUCAAUUGAGAUUGAUGGACAAGUUUAUACUGGAGAUCAUGUUUCUAAAACUCAAGCAAAACAAAAAGCAUGUGAAAAUUUUUUGCGUGUUAUGUUGGCAAAAAAAAUGAAUGAGCGACCAGAAAAAAAAGAUGAAUGUUUCGAGGAAUCAAAAAUAGAGGAUGAAAGUGUUACAUCGUCAAAACCUAAAGGACCACCUCAGGAAGAUUUCCCAUGGCCACAUUUUGCUUCAUUGGCUAUGCAUAAUUUGAUAGCUCAUUGGGAAUUACAGCCAGUUACAAAAGUUAUGCCAGAAGAAACAGUAAAAACUCCACCUAAGGUUGGUGGUAUGAAAAAAUUUCCUAAUAAACCAGAAAAUUAUAACCCUGUACAGUUAUUGCAUCAAAUGUCACCGGGUAUUCAAUUCACUGAAACAACAAUUAAUUCUAACAAUCCAUCAUGUUUUGAAGUAAAAUGCAAAAUGGAUGGUGUUACAUUUGCUGGAAAAGGAUCAACAAAAAAGGCUGCUAAGAAAGAGUGUGCUAUUGCAACAAUCAAAUACUUUUGGAAUUUUGAUUUUCACACUGUAGAGAAGAAAUAAAUAUUUACACAUUUUUUCAUACCCAUUUAGAAUUUUGUUUAGUAUUAUAGAUUUUUUGUGUACCUA
Sipha flava (yellow sugarcane aphid) is the source of this 1324-nucleotide messenger RNA. RefSeq names its product double-stranded RNA-specific editase 1 (gene DIP1). The transcript has 9 exons. NCBI's taxonomy places the organism in Eukaryota, Metazoa, Arthropoda, Insecta, Hemiptera, Aphididae. The record is from RefSeq and is a predicted model, not a curated record. Bases 272 to 1258 code for a protein of 328 amino acids.